GCAAAGAGCGUCGAAGAGUACUGACCGGUUUCAUGGAUACUUUUUUUCCAAGUUAAUUGCGUUCAUCCGUCGUUUUCGCCUUUUACCAUAAAGUCCUCGAACUUUGCAAGUAAACCCUCCUCUGAACAGGGUGAAGCUGCAUAAAGACCAAUUUGAUGAAUGGCAUCGGGGUUGAUAUCGCCCUGUCGAAUUUGCAUCCAAUCGUGGCUGUCUUCAGAAAUAUAAACCUCCAAACCGUCUCCGAUCUUUUUGGCAUGGACCCACAUAUACUCGGCCAAGUGCUUCAUGAUUUAUAUGUUUUUGUGUAGCCAGAGACAAUAAGAAUUAAUGAAAUGUAAAUCGUCAUCGUUUCAAGACGAGCAAAUGGAUUUAUUUCCAUCGGAACACCCRAAGGAUAUUUUUCAGGAGGAAAGCAUUGGAUCAUCAAAACAAGCGAAAUGAGUGAGUUGAAAGAAGGUGAUUGAAUCAUUCGUGUAGUCUGCAAACUCUCCAGCUCAUUCUGCAGUUCUUUCGCUAUCCUUACCGGGAGCGGGUGCAUUGACAUGUCCGAAUAGUCGUGGGUAAUGGUCGCGCACAUGUGUGGAACAUCAUCGAUCAGCUGGAUACCGAACUUCACCCAGUUGUCUUCGUCCUCUCGAACCAUGAUUCCGGCUUGGUCAUCCGCGCUUUCGUAGUUGGCUUUCACCCUGCAACGCACUUCAAAGUCGCCCUCGAUUUCCAGAAAGUAAAAGGGAGCAUUGUCCACGCACACGUCCGUUCCCGUCAUGCGCCAAAAGUCCGUGCCGGAAGGAGCCCUCAUUUCAACAGUUGUUCUGUGCUGGGACCACUCCUCGGGUUCCGAGAGCCAGUGCAUGCCGGUCCUUGGUUCCGGAUAGUCCUCGCUAUCGUCGUCAUCGCCCUCGUCUUCGUUUUCAUCCGGACGGUUGCUCUCGUCUUCGUAGGAUUGGGAGUCGUCAGACAUUUUUCUUGGUUGGAUUGGAUUCUGAAAGAAACAAAGGAAGUAAAURCUUGAGAAGAGCAAGCCCCCAGGCUUUUUUGGUUCCGCUUUCUUCAAAGGAUUUGAGAAUGAUUCCAAAAGGUGGUCAACGAGAUUCCUCUUGGUCGUCCGUCAAUUUUGUUCCUCGUUACUUCAAUUUUUUUACCUGUGCGUCGAGUACAACUUUUUACGGUGCGGAUUCCUCCUCAGAAGUACUGUAACUAAGGAGUCAUUCUGUAUGCGUGAACGUAAUUUACUCGUAAUGCAAAGAGCGCAGAGAUGGUCAUAACAAAGAAUMAAUGACCAUCAAAAUAUUUAUUAGAGAUAUUAAACCCAACGUCUCAAUUACGAUGACCAUAUCACCAGAAAUACGAUAUUAAGAAGUACAGUACUGUACUUUAGUAGAAGUACUUUAAAGUAUUUUGAAUUUGAACCGUACGUAACAUACUGUAACAUAAGUACAGUACUUCGUAUUACAGAAGUAGUUCUGUAGUUCGUACUGUACGUACGGUACUACAUUCAAGGGAUUGGGAAAGACCGGCGGGUUUGAAGCAAGAAGAAAUUGCUGUUCCAAAAAUCUGCUUCAUGUAAACACUUCAUAKAUCUACUUUGAUUAUUACUCCUGGAUAAAAACAAUACAAAUACAUCGACAAUCGGAUAGAAUUAAAGAUUGCCCUCACUCAUACUAUCACAAUAGAAAACAUACUUGUCUUCUUCUCAGGACGGCACAACUAUUUGUUACCAUGAACGUUGAACAGAGGACCAUGCGGUGGACGAACGAGCCAGAGAAAUGGAAGGUGUGUUUUGAGAAUGGUAUUCUGCGAAUAUUCGAGAGAAACAUUCUGUGACUUGGAGCAAAGUUUUGCAUAAGUGAUUAUCUCUUCUUUCAUGAAUUUGAUUUGUAAAUGGCACAUUUUCUACCAUUCGCCCUUUUGAGCCAGCUCUGAUCGAAAUGUUGUUUUUCUUUUUUGGCGUUUCCCACUACCAGCGGAAAGAAGAUGGCAUUAAAGUGACUUGUCCAAUGGAAACGGAUUUUUGGAGAGGAACAAUGCAUGGUUAUAACAAAGAUGAUGGUCCUUUUUAUUGGAUGAUUGCCGAGAACAAUUUUGAGGCAAGACUGUCGUUAAAAGUGAAAUUGAAAGAAUUGUACGAUCAGGCGGGAAUGAUGAUACGCAUAGACUCGGAAAAUUGGAUUAAACUAGGAAUCUGCUGUUAUCGCGAUCAGCCCCACGUAAGCUGCUGCUUUACGCGAGGUGUGUCUGACUGGUCAACUCAUCGUUUGUCACAGACUAAGGUUGAUCACUUUCACGUAUGGGUGAAGAGAAAAGAAGAAGUGAUUGAGUGUUUCUAUUCUUUGGAUAACGAGAAUUGGACUCGUAUCCGACAGGGAUACUUCUCGGACAGGCCGAGACUCAAGGUUGGUAUGAUGUGCGCCGCCCCCGAAUCAGCAGGAUUUAAAGUGACGUUUUCAGAUCUUUUGAUCAAGAAUCUUGACGAUGAUGGCGAUGGCGACAGCGACAGCAACAACUAAAGUUUGGACAACCAGAGGUCUCGAGGACGAAGGUCUUCGCGGUACUGAAGACUGAUCACUACUCACAUCAGUGAGCUUGCAUCAUAACAUACCUAACAGUUUUGAAACAGACGUGGGUUUACGAAAGUCAUUGUCACAUUCUACUACUACGUAAUGCUUUGCCUUUCGAAGCAAUAUCUAACUUUUAUUCUUAAUUAUUAUUGUGCCGUUAGCACGAAUUAACAAUUGAGUGGAAGACUGGAUUGCAACCGUAAUACCAAGCAAAAAAGGACUAUCCAAUGUGUGUAGCAAAGUKAUGUGUAUCAGUCAUACCAUAUGACUACACCAAAGAGUCAUUCGACAUUAUCGCGCAGCGGGCAGCCACAUCGAGCUGCGGUAGACUAGCCGGCAAAUUCAGCGCGUACGCAAACAUGACCGGAGGGACAAAUGCCAAAACUAUGUGGAAGGCUGCGUGGGACCACCCGCCAAUCGGAUAUCCACCGAAAAGCCACCCCGCAAGUGCGAAAAUGACAAUAAGUUUCGAGAAAGAUGCAAAAUCUCCUUUGUGCAGAAUUGGAAUCGCAAACAACAAAAUCGACAUUGCAAUCCGUUUUUGGUUUCGUUUUGGCACCACUUUUUCCAAGAACAGGAGAUACAUGCAUUCCGCGUUGAAGAGAGCAUUCACAAAGAAGAAAUCAAAUCGUCCACUUGAAGCAUAUGAAAGACAAGCACAACAGAAAUGAAUCAUCGCUUGGUCCAUUCGGCGGCUCCAAUGAGUUGUUCUUGGYAAACCUGGAGGAAGACGGUGGGCGUAUCUCCAAUGGUAGAUCAUCGAAAAGGGAGCAUGGCAGAGAAUGCCCACUGCUGCUGCCACAGGAGCCGCAGGAGGUAAUGCGUGCAAGUUUGGAAACCAGGUAGAAUGGAUGCAUUGGGAAACGUCAAAUUUGGUAUAAUCAAUCAAUCCAUUAACAUGCUCUUCGAUAAAUGAUUUACUGAGCCACGACCCAGAGAGAAAAAACAUAAUACAGUAAUAGGUGCUUGGUAGAACAGUCAAGGCGUUCAUUCGUUCUUGAAAUGGUGUCAUCUCUCGAGCAGCCAUGUAUUUCCCUACUUCGCAUUCUUUCUGAGUUUUCGCAUUUGUGUAACUUUCAAUGUCAUUCGUGAUGUUUUCGUUGUUUCGGUCCUUUCGGAGUCUUCUCCUUCUUCCGCUCGUUGUCUCGAACGCAUAUCCACUGAAAGAGCUGUCGUCGGAAGAAGUGUCGUCACUUCCCAAGAAAACCAACGAUGCUAUCUCAUCUUCGGAGCGCGGCCGAUCAACACCAAUUACAUGUGAUGAUUGGAGAGAUUUCUCUARCACGUCCACGUCAUCAGUCUUUCUAUCACAAUUGCUCUGGCGAUAAGGAGAUGGGGAUCGUCCACGCGUUCGUGAGACCAUGGAUGUAGUCAUUAUCCUUCCUUCCAUAGUUAUGACUUGAUGUAGUUUUGCUUUUUGUCAACAAAUCCACGACUUGUAUCGUGUUUUGCCCUUCUUAUCAACUGCUUUCAAUACGGGCAGAGAUUCGGUAACGACACAGGUCCGUUUUACUUCGAAAGAAAGUACGACUAGCGUACUACAGUAGUAAGAUGAUUCUUCCGUCUUCUUGUUGGGAUGAGAUAACAGUACCAGGUASGGGUACGAAGAGGUUUUAAUUUCGAAUACUKGAGAAGGUGAGUAGGUUUGUGUCGUGAGAGCGAGAAAGCAAUGCUUUUUCUUGUAUGCAAAGCCGUGACGGCUUCGUAAAUUACUACUGCUGCGGCAAUGAGAGUUCCGAUGUCCGCCACGUACAUUUUCAGGUGCGUUAGGAUUUUGUUUUUUACUGACAAAAAAGGAGAACGAAUUACAGACGGCACAUGAACAACAUCGAAUUCUAAGAUAUCGAUGCGUACGUGCGUCGCACGGAUAAAAAGAUUCAUGAACUGUGCAUCGAAAUCGACUCUCAUACUCUUGUCCUGAUGCAAUCUGAAGAACAAACGUGACAUGUCCACUACCUUCAGAUCCGACUCGAGCAUUGAAGGGAAACGUUUGCGAGAGAAAAAUAAAUACGAUGGCCAAACACGAACGCAAGGAAUUCUUUGUUCUUCCUUUUCACGAACAAGAAGCGAAAGUAGAGUGUGCAUGCACGAAUACGGCAAGAGCGGCGAUAAUUAUUUGUUGCUUUAUUCUACAAACUCACCUUUUCUGGUGGUGAAAACGAUUUGCCCUGUCAGAAGUUCUUGGUCAAGUUGAUAUCAAAUUAUGGUUGCGCAAAAGACUUUCUGGGUCGCUACUAUUGUGGCACUGGUCUGUUAUGUUGCAGGAAUUAUUGUCGCAGAUAUACGAAUCUAAUGGCAUUGAUAGGAUGGUUGAUUUGAAAACUUUUUAGUUGAGGGAAACCUUCUGGCGUGCASGGGCGAAUCAAUCGAUUGGUUGAUUGGUUGAUUUAGGGUCGUUGAUUGAUUGAUGAUCUGAAUUGAGAGUGUCAUUAACUUCCGGGACGAAAUGUGUCAGAUCUCAGAUCUCACCAAAACUCAAAUGCUGUGAAGAGUAGGGCAACUAAAACUUCAAAAACGACCUGUCGUGCGAAUCAAUCGAAUCGUGACAWGGUCGCAGGGGUAUUUGGUAUUUUUAUUUUGGACUUUAUCGUGUAUGUACCGUACAGUGUUGGACAGCGUAGAGACAUACCGGUACCUAGGUAGAGUUCGUGGGCGGGAAAUAGGAAAUACAGUACCAGAACGAACGCGUACGUACCAGUAACAGUAUUAACUAGUACGUACUCGUACUGUAAAACUGCUACGAAGUACAAUUACGUACUUUUAGUCACCCCUGCUUUUAGUACAGUUCGGAGCUGAACCGUUAGUGCGUUACAGUACCACCGGCAGGGGUCUGGGCUCUGAGUACGUACGAGUAAGGUACCGAUACGUAAGCGCGAGAAGAAUGAAAACAAAAAAUGUGC
Molecule: messenger RNA, 5458 nt
Organism: Pseudo-nitzschia multistriata
Lineage: Eukaryota; Bacillariophyta; Bacillariophyceae; Bacillariales; Bacillariaceae
Source: the annotation of a GenBank genome assembly